This is a messenger RNA of Kluyveromyces marxianus DMKU3-1042, 2049 nucleotides long. RefSeq names its product lipase ROG1 family protein (gene ROG1). NCBI's taxonomy places the organism in Eukaryota, Fungi, Ascomycota, Saccharomycetes, Saccharomycetales, Saccharomycetaceae. The transcript has a single exon. Gene Ontology annotation, molecular function: monoacylglycerol lipase activity. The record is from RefSeq and is a predicted model, not a curated record. The coding region runs from base 1 to 2049 and encodes 682 amino acids.
AUGUUGAAACUAAACGACGAUCACGAUGGGCAAAAAGACGAAAAUAAUAUCGUCACUUUAACAAGCCAUCAGAGAGCAAUUCUGGGACCAAUAAUGACUACUUCUGACCACGACGUAGUGUACCACUAUCAAUCAUCGCUGCGAAUAGGCGAAUUGGAGCGGUAUGUGAUUUCUUAUGAGCUUUAUAUGGGAGAUGAGAUACCAACAGACUUAACUUUGGACUCUUUAUGGCUAAAAAUUAAGAAUAUGGAGAGUAUGACGUUACGUGCUGCAUAUUUAAUGGGCCCUUAUGUUCUAUAUGCAGAUGUUAGGUGCGAGGAUUAUCAUCAUGGACAAAGGUUGUUCAUUUCUGCCGAUCAACCGCAAUUUGAACCAAACAUUCAACCACAGCAAUCUUUUGUCGCAGAGCUCUCCUUGCAUAAUUUGAAGAAGAAGUACGUAUGGAUUGUGGAUGUUGCUAGUCAGAUCUUGUUUACUAAACAGUCGGCUGUUCAUUUCUCCAUAACGGUAGGCGGUAAUAGGGAUUCUAUUAAGGGAGACUUCGCAGGAAAUCCAAAGUUGGGGGUUCAGAGUCCAAGAGUCCAGGUUGAUAGAUUGACUACUACAGACUUGUGGAAUACAUCUCUUCUCGCUGCGAAUCACCGUUUGAAUAAGAAAGAGCAUUUGGUAAUUCUCACACACGGUUUGCAUUCGAACUUAUGUGCGGACUUAUUCUAUCUUAAAGAACAAAUCGAGAAGACACAAAAGCAGCAUGAUGAGGAGCUAGUUGUCUCUGGAUUUACUGAUAACGUCUGUAAGACUGAGAAGGGUGUUAAGUGGCUAGGAACAAGAUUAGCAGAGCAUAUUGUGCAUAAUCUUUAUAAUGAGAGAACUGUCAAGAUAUCAUUCAUUGCACAUUCCUUGGGAGGGUUGGUUCAGUCGUUUGCUAUCGCUUAUAUAUCUUACAACUAUCCGUGGUUCUUUGAAAAAAUUGAACCGGUCAACUUCAUAGUAAUGGCCUCACCCAUGCUUGGAACUGUUAGCGAUAAUGCUGUUUAUAUCCAGAGAUUACUAGCUAUGGGAAUAGUAGGGAAAACAGGACAAGAUUUAAGUUUACAAAAAUAUGCAGGUUUGGAGGAGCCGCUGCUUCUUUUGUUAUCCAAAUCAUCGGCUUUGAAAAGAGUGCUUAAAUAUUUUAGGAAUGUAACAGCAUACGCUAAUGCGUGUAACGAUGGUAUUGUGCCGUUAUAUACGGCAGCUUUGCUAUAUUUGGAUUAUGACGAUAUUCUUGAGAAACUUGACAUUGGAGCAGAAGAAUUGCAGACAGAUUUCUUCCAGCGGAAUAUCGUCUCCCCACUAAAUAAAGCUAUUAAUAUUUUGGUACCUCAACGUGUAUCUCAGAAUGGUGCGAAGAUACCGGUUGCAUCGAUUUUAGAUUCAGCAUAUUCCGUAUUGAUUCCUCCACUUCCUGACAGGACAUAUAUCACCGAUCCUACCUCGCGUAAAGAGGUCAUAGUGCAUGAUAAAGUAUAUUCGGAGGAUAAUAUUCCGCAGGAAAAGACAAAAACGCAGGAGGACAUGAUGAACAGCACUAAUGUUCUUUUAAAGACUUUCAAUAAAGCUUUUGGUGGGCAAUAUAAAAACCUAGAGGAAGAAAUUGCUCGAAACUGGCAUGAUGGUGUCAAAUGGAGAAAAGUGAUUGUUAACCUAAAGCCCGAUGCACAUAAUAACAUCAUAACGAGAAGAAGAUUCCCUAAUGCUUAUGGUUGGCCUGUGAUAGACCACUUGAAAAGAACACAUUUUUCCGGAAGCCCAAGAACCGAAAGAACAUGGAAAUUGGAUCCUAUUGCUGAAGACGAAGAUUUUGAUUGGAUCAUAAAGCCAACAGUGGAUAGUGUGUUUGACGUUGGUCCUACCGGAAUGAUAUGUACCUUUGGGGAGAUGCUUGAGAAUCUAAAGAGCUCGACACUUGAAGGCAUUAGUGACAGAAUGUCAUCGAGUACAUACAGUCAAGAAGAUCUUUUCAAAUAUGAGCAAGAUUUGGAAAGGGAAGGCGGAAUCUUCCCUUGA